Molecule: messenger RNA, 2727 nt
Organism: Emiliania huxleyi CCMP1516
Lineage: Eukaryota; Haptophyta; Isochrysidales; Noelaerhabdaceae
Exons: 8
Coding region: 1-2727 (908 amino acids)
Molecular function (GO): protein binding
Source: RefSeq, a predicted model, not a curated record
AUGGCGGUCAUCGAGGACCUCAGUGCCUUCCUCGGCGAUAUCGCGGCCAAGGACGACCUCUUGCGCAAAGCAGCUCCGUCGUCUGCUGCCUCCGCCGCUCUCCCGCCAAUCCGUGGCCAGUCCGCCUCGUCGCAGGGCGCGCCAGCCAAGGCGCCUGCCAAGGCGCCUACCGAGCCGCCGGCAGACGCAUCAGCCAUCUGGGACGGCGACGAAGCGGUCGCCUCUGCGCCAGCGCCCGCUAGCUUUGUCGCAUCGGCCACCUUCACGGGUGUGCGGCCGGGAUUCGUCUUCAAGAAGGGCCCAAAAGGCGUCGGCUAUUACACGGAUGACGCCAGAGGCGACUCGGAUGCCCGUGGCGGGCCAGCGCCGCCCGCCCGCCGCAAGCACGCCUACGAGUACUUUGCCGAGUGGGACAAGUACGACGCGGACGCGGAGGCGGCAAAGGUCGAUCGUGAGGCGAGCGGCACCGUUGUGGCGGGUGGAGGCGGCGCUGGGGACGAGAGCGACGGCCUGCCGGCCGGUCUGACCGCGGCGAUGCUGCGCGAGAUGCCACGUGUCGAGGUGGAGAGGCGCGCCCGCCUGCCCAGGCUUCAGCGGAUGCUGCGAGCCCUCGCCGAGAAGCAAAAGGGGAACGAGCAGUACAAGGUUGGAGAGUACAAGAAAGCGAUCGUCAACUACACCCACUCGCUCCGGCUCGACCCGGGCAACGCCGCCGUCUACGCGAACCGUGCGCUGUGCAACCUCAAGCUGCGCUCGAACAGCCUCGCCGUCGCCGACGCGGACGCCGCGCUCAGCCUCGACGACGGCUUCACCAAGGCGCGGCUGCGGCGCGCGAUCGCGCGCCGCCGCUUGGGUCAGCCAGCGGCUGCAAUCAAGGACCUGCGUCGUGUGCUCGAGGUUGAGCCCCACAAUAAGGAGGCGGCCGAGCAGCUUCGGCUCGCCACGAUCGAGGGCGAGCGCGAGCGGCGCGAAGAGGCGGCGCGCGCGGAGGCGGCGCCCCCACCGGAGGCGGGCGCGGAGGCGGGCGCGGAGGCGGGCGCGGAGGCGGGCGCGGAGGCGGGCGCGGAGGCGGGCGCGGAGGCGGGCGCGGAGGCGGGCGCGGCGCGCGGAGCGCAGCGGGGCGAGCGCAGGCGCGGCGGCUUUUUGAUUGAGGAGCUGGAGGAGGAGGAGGAGGAGGAGGAGGAGGCCGCCGCUGCCGUGUCGGGCACCGCUGCCCCCGGCCUUGCCGCCGCCACGGCAGCGGCUGCAGCGGCUGCAGCGGCCGCCUCGGCUCAGUCUGAGGCGCAGUGCGACGCGGCGAAGAAGCUCUUUGCGGCGGGGGCGUACGACGCGGCUGCCGACAGCUACUCUGCGGCCCUCGACACGCUCUCCACCACCCCGGGCGGAGGCUCUCGCUCGGACGACAAGCUGCGCGCGCGCUGCCUCAACAACCGCGCUGCGUGCCAGCUGCAGCUGCGCCGCUUCUCCGAGGCGGUCGCCGACUGCGACGCCGUGCUCGCGUUCGAGCCUCGCAACGCGCUUCACCGGCGGGCAGUCGCUCGCGAGGCGCUCGAGCGCUACGCCGGCGCGCUGGAGGAUUGCCGCGCCCUCCAGGCUCUUGGAGCCGCAAGCGCUGAGGUCUCCGCUUCUUGCACGAGGCUCAACCGGCUCGUGGAGCAGCAGCGUGCGGAGGAUUCGCAGGGCCGGGAUGCGGCGGCUGCUCCGACCCCCGUUGCGCCGUCUGGCAGCGGCGAGGCGGAUGCCGCCGCCGCGGCCGCGCCCUCGCUCACGACCGAGGACGAUCAAGCGGCGGCGAAGGCGAAGGCGGCGGCCGCGCGCGAGCGGGGUGGCGCUGCGUUUCGGCGUGGCGAGUUCAAGGCUGCCGCCGAGGCGUACUACGAGGCUGCAAAGCACGAGCCGCUGGUGCACACCCACUUCUCCAACCUCGCGCUCGCGCUCCUCAAGCUUGAGGCGACUCGCCACCCUGAACCGGCUCACGCUGUCACCGCCGCCAAGCGGUGCACGGAGCUGGCCCCCUCCUUCGCCAAGGGCUGGUUCCGUCUCGGUGCCGCUCAGCGCGCGAAGGGCAACCUGUCGGCGGCGUGCGACGCAUUUGCCGCCGGCCUGCCACAUGCCUCGCCCGACGAGGCGCGCGACCUUCGCCGCCAACUGGCCGAGGCGCGAAAGGCCCUCGACUGCGUCCCGGCGGGGAUCGAGGAGGCGGGGAAGCCGGCGCCGUGGGCGGCCGGCGGCGACAAGGCGCGCGGCAAGGUCGACUUGGCCAAGGCGGUGCAGACUGCCAAGCGCGUCGCGGAGCUGGCGCCGGCCACGCAGGCCGGGCCGGACGAGCUGCUGUCUCUCGGCUACUCGGCCUUUGAGCGCUCCUUCCUGCAGCUGUGGGCUCGCGGCAAGGCCUCGUCCCAGCGCGACACCGACCUCGCCGCGUACCUCGGCCAGCUCCCGCGCGAUGCGCGCGGGCUCGCCGCCUUUGUCGGCGACGCCAUGUCCGAGGAGACCCUCUCUGCCUUUGUACUUGCCGCCGAGCGCGUCAUGCUGCCACGCGACGCCGUUGCCGCCGCCGCAUUCCUCGGCCGGCUGGCGUCUGUGCGUCGUUUUGAGUUGCUCUGGAUGUUCCAGGGAAAGGCCGAGUCGACAGCGGCGACCAACGUGCUGCGCGCUGCAGUUGCCACCAGCGGUGGAGACGAGCCAGCGCGCGAGGUUGCGACCAAGUACGGCGUCAAGCUCUGA